Daucus carota subsp. sativus is the source of this 1298-nucleotide messenger RNA. Its product is annotated as codeine O-demethylase. The record is from RefSeq and is a predicted model, not a curated record. Lineage: Eukaryota; Viridiplantae; Streptophyta; Magnoliopsida; Apiales; Apiaceae. The coding region runs from base 104 to 1147 and encodes 347 amino acids. The transcript has 4 exons.
AGUUAACUGAAAAUUUAUAAUUCAGCUUCUUCAUACAAAAGUUAAGCAAACAUUAGCUAAGCUUAAAAGAACAACCAUUUUGUUGGAUCCAAGCCACAUUCCAAUGGCCAGAACUCUUGAAUCCCUAGUGUUCAAGCCAGUUCAGGAACUGGCCGUGGAUUGUAAAAUACUCCCGGAAAGAUAUAUUCACAAGUGCAUUGAUGAGGCCUUUCAUGUUGAUCCCCCAGUGAUAGAUAUUCCGGUUAUUGAUCUCAAUUUAAUACAACCUCCAUCACCUUCUGCAGAUCAAGUACUUGAAAAACUAAGAACAUCUCUGAGUUCAUGCGGCUGUGUUCAGGUAAUUGGUCAUGGAAUAUCAAAUUCACUUCUUGACCAAAUGCACAGUGUAGGCAAAGACUUUUUUGCACUUCCACUGGAGGAAAAACUCAAGUGCUCAAAAACUGCUCAGGAUAUUGAAGGAUAUGGGAAUGCAUCGGCACAUUCAGAUGAAAUUCAUAAUUGGUCUGACCUCUUGAAUCUUACUAUAAGCCCUGAAGAUCAGAGGAAGUUCCAGUUUUGGCCUCAAAAUCCGAAAAUUUUUAGCGAAACAUUGCAGGAAUACACUGACAAGCUGGUAUUGUUAAAUAAAGUUGUUUUAAAGGCCUUGCCAAGGUCAUUGAACUUGAAAGAGAGCUGCUUUUUAGAUCAAUAUGGUGAAAAUGCAAACAUGUUCGCAAGAUUUAACUACUACCCUCCCUGCCCAAGGCCUGAUCUUACACUCGGAGUCAAAGAGCAUGCAGAUGGAUCAGUUAUUACAUUCCUUUUGCAGGACAAUGAAGCAGGAGGCCUCCAAAUCUUGAAAGAUGAUCAUUGGUUUACUGUACCUACUGUCCCCGGUGCACUUCUCAUUAAUGUUGGUGAUCAAGCUGAGAUAAUGAGUAAUGGAAUAUUCAAGAGUCCAUUGCACAGAGUGGUAACAAAUUCAGAAAGAGAGAGGCUGACUGUGGCAGUGUUCAGCAAUCCGGAUCCUAGUAGAUAUGUUGAACCAGCAGAAGACCUGAUAUCAGAGAAAAGCCCGAGGUUAUACAAGAAGGUCCAUAAUUAUCUUCGUAUUUAUUUUGAGAGCUUUCAGCAGGGAAUGACAGGUAUCGAAGCAGCAAAAAUCUAAUAGUCAUCCCUGUAGACAAAACAUGGGACACAAGUUUGAAAUAAUGAACAUGUAAAUUGUAAUAGACUGUCUUAAGCCCGUCUUUGGCAUACAUAAUAUUGUAAUUUUGUCAUGUGCUACAAGAAUAAUGAUAUGGGUAUGAUUCAGAGCA